CAAGAUGUUCUUCAAUUCCGUCCGUGACCAUGUUAUCGAGCACGCCGCGAGAUUCCAAGCAUCCAAUAUUGUGACUCGGUUUCUCGACUUUACCUCAAAGUCCUCGCAACCUGUUCUGUUUAAUAUGCUCGAGGAAGUGCCCAAGUUUGGCCUCUCUUCUGACAUGUCCUAUGUAGCGCCAGCACGUCGUGCCAAUAACAUGAAUAGCAUAAUCUUGUGCAUCACAUCAACAGCUUUGGACUCACUGAUACACACUCCACACCGAGCAUGCUGCCUCGACAGUAUCUACCUUCCUACCUAUGCAGCCUCCGAUUCUCGUCCUGCCAGUCCGAUGAAGUAACACUGCGGAUGGCGUUCGCUGGCUGCUUCCUGUUGUGGUCGCUGUCGAGACAUGGCCAACACAUUGAAUCCUUGGUGGUAAGAAUACUGCGGAGCGUCUAUUGGCUGCGGGGAGAGGUUGGAAAUGGAUUGGAUGUAUACCGACAAACACAAGCACCACAUGUGGGCUGCUGCAGUAAGAAGAGGUCCAUCUCGCGGACUUCAUUCUGUCAUUUAUCGUAUUUAGGAUCUCAACAUUGCACCGAUACGAGGGCUGUUGAUCGAUGGAACGUCUUACCGCUCGUGUUGCACUUCAUUUUGCUAUCACGGGCUGCUGGCUGGCAUCUGAUACUUUGCCAGCUCGACAUUGAGGCCCUGUACUUCAACACUAAACCUCAGAAAGUUCUCUUGGCCGGCAAAUUCGGUGUAGUCCCCCACAUAGUAGGCAUCAUUUGGAUGAUGAUGGGUUACUACACAGUCAGAGAUUUAGGAACAAAUUCAGCUUGACUGUUGAACUGUAGAUGCCUAUUGGGUUGGAGAAAAGGUGAGGCGGUUUGCCUGUUGGCAAGGUGUGCAAUCACCAUGGAAGCUAUUGGAUCAGAAGUGGGAGCGAGACCGGAACCCUGCGGUGUAAAGAGUUGGUAAGAUCGUGCCAAGGAGUUUCUACACUUUGAGAGUGUUUGGUCGGAUGCCGUUGGCCUGCAGUGCGACCCUGAAUUUACAGACGUGGAUCAAAAUUGAGGCUGACGAGGUUUGACGAUCAACUGUCAAUGGAAAUAGGUGGGUGGUAGGGUGGGUACCUCCCUGUUGGCCUCAGACCCACCAACGAAUUUUUAGCGCUUUUGGGGGACGGGAGCACUAGGGUAGCGGAGGUGGAAGAUCAUCUGUGGCUGGAGACGUUGCAAGAGAACUUCAAACGACGAUCAAGUAUACCUAGGUCCAAGGUUCCACGGGCGCCUUGGAAGUGGAGGUUCAAUAAUAUUGUUGACCUGAGUAAGACUGAAGGUCCUACUGUACUUUGGUACUCACAUGAGUGGAAAGAUCAACAAUGCAUUGGCUGCCUAGGACGGACAGUCAUAUUCAUUGUCAUCUGCAACAUCUGCCAGGGAUUCGAUGUAAACUAACAAGUGGUGGAAUGCUUUUUGUUGAACACACCUAUUUACCCAAUCAAUUUGUGCAGAACCAACUGAUUCUACCUACCUAUGCAUGGAUGUUUUGUGGCUGCUGCGUACAUUUUUUGGUGCCUGCCUGAGCCAGGAGAGGCAAGAAAGCUUUACAUCUGAGUCCCAAGGGAUAAAAACACCCAGGCAAGUUAUUAUAAGUUUCACGUAGUCCUUGGUAAGUUUAUUCUGGCCUCUUUCAAUACGUUCUAAAGUUUUCUUGCUCCCUGAGGCUUGCCCGGGUUGGUACCUAGUAGCCAAAGAUGCAAUUGGCUCGUUGACCUCUGUAUCUGUAUCUGCAUCUGCCUGGCACUUCCAUGCACUAGCACUGUUAUUCAUUGCCUCACGCCUUCCAUUCGCUUGCAGCCCGGACUUGUGCGAGCGCCCUCUCCUCCCUCUCCCCCUUCUUUCCCUUCUUCCUCCUGCCUAUUUCUUUUUUUAAAACAUUCCAUUCCGUACUUUCUCUCUCAUCUUGUUGAUGUCUUCCACCUCUCCCUUCAUACAGUAAUGCGAUACCAGUAGUAGUAUUGACAUUCAAACGAACCUCCCCAACCAGCAGUCUUUUCUGUAUUCUAUGGUGACAUCUUUCAAAUCCAUCUCGGGUAACCAAGCACCAGCUCUACUCACAAGAUCGCUUUGAGACAACUCAACUUUGCUAUUUCGCCAAAGCUCUCUCGAUUGAAUCGACUGCAGCAAGGUACUUGUGUCACGCUCCAGCAUCAAAAUCAAUAUGGAGCAGACAGAUUCGAUCACUCCCUCUGAUCGUCAAAGUGGACCAAAACACAACAAGAAGUCUGGCCAACAAGAGGCAGAUACCACGAUGGCUAAUGACGUUGACCCAUCAGCCCCUGCUGCGACCCCUUCCGAGUCGGUGGAAAGAACUUCUAAGAGUGGUUCUUGUUCGAGGAAGAGCAGGCAGCAGAAGAAGGAAAGGAGUCAAGAGACCAAGCCGGCUUCGGUGAAAGACGAGGCUGAGGCUUCUGGCAUUUCCAGUGAAGACGAAUCUACUUCGGAUGAUGAUGAAGCCUCAGAAACCGUAACACUAGCUGCCAAGAAAUAUUCGGGAGUUAAUGGCACUACUAAGAAUAAGAAGGAACGAGCCAACAGUAUCGUUUCCAAGAAAAAGACCUCCAAGGCUUUCACUAAGAAGCAGAAGAAACCAAAGAAGAAAAGCAACAAGAACAAGGCGGGCAGUUGCUCUGACACCGCUUCCGAUUCGGACAGUGGUUCAGAUUCCUCCGAUCCCGAAUCUUCUGAUAAUGAGGACCCUGCUGAGAAAAAUGACCGAACCAAGUCCUCUCCAGGCCUCGAGAGCCAACUUAGGGCGCUCGAGUUCCAGUUUGCUCAACUGCAGCAGCAGCUGGGCGCAUCUAAUGGCCUGGCUUCAUCCGUUAACCCAAGCGCUUUCACCUCGUUUGGUUCGUCGGCUUUGCCGUAUUCUGUCCAAAAUCCUCUUGUCCAAAAUCCUCUGUCUUCACAGGUAGCUAAUCUCGAUCCACUACUCACUAGUCGUCGACCAAUUGGUCACUAUGAUCCUCGCAGACGUCGACCCAUGCGACUUUCAGGAAUACCAACUCUCGAAGGUAGUGACCGAGAUAGUAUUACCAAUGAUUACUUGCGUGGCGAGUUGAGGGCUAAGGGGGAAAAGCCUAAGGGUCCUGCCUUUAAACGCGUGGAUCAGGUGUGGGACAACAGCAUACACAAUUUCAAACUUCAGGAUACAGCCGACACAGACACCGAUUCCCAGUACGACGAAUACAUCUUUCAUGUCAGAAGGAAGUUCGACUGGGAGGGAAAACAUGCAGCAACUGUUGUCGACAUCAAGAGCAAAUUGCUUCGGGAAUGUCUGCAGGACGUUAUCGGCAACGCAGAAGGCAUUAGCCUGGUAGACGAAACACCAAAAAUGAACCCUGAGGUCCUUUUCUUGUACCUAGAAGACCUCCGUGAUCAUUUGAAGGCACUGCGCAAAGCUAAACCUGCUGGCAAGUCCAAGAAGAGUCGGAAGAAAAAUAAAAGUCUACUCAAGGAAAAGAAACAGCAUCUUAAGAUACUUAUCAAGUAUCUUGACCAUGACUUUGAAAGCACAAAAGAAAGUCUCUAUCCCAUGCUCAAGAAUGGCCUCAUCACAUUUGAGCUGCUUUGGGCUUUGUGGAAACCGGAUACACUUGUCUAUGCCACAACGUACGGAAACGCAAGCGAGCCACGAGUGUUCAAAGUCGAAUCAGCCCACUUACAUCACAGCGUUAUGAGAGGCAGUUAUUAUCACAUUGAAGGUAAAUAUAUGGAAUUCGAUGGCAAACGCUUUGGUUAUGGCAACACCUCAGUCGAGAUAGACGGGUUCCAAGGCGCCAAGAAGGUCAAGAGUCUUCCUUGUUAUCCGCUUGAAUACCACCACAACGAGCAGAAACUCCGACUUGAUUUGAUUGAAAGAGGCAAGAAGUUUGCGUCAUUGAGCGGUGUUCACUACAAGAGCUACAAGGGCAUUGCCUUCAUGAAGCGUAGGAAUGGCUCGGUUAUGAAGUUUAACAUCCAGUCCAGCAGAGUCAUGAUCGACCCGACUAUCUUUAGGAAGACCAACCCCAACUACAGCGUCUCGACUGUUAAGCCCAAGGACCCCGAUAUCAUCGAGGAAGAGACUUCGGAAUCGGAUUCCGGUAACUGUGCGUGUGGCUCAGAUUCGGAGGGUGCAGGAAUGGUGAAGUUUGUCAAGAAAGUCUACAAGGACGAGAAUGGCGACGUACAUAUGGUCAGCUUUCCGAAAGGUUUGGUGAAGAAUGAGCCCGGAAACGCCGAACUCGAUGAACUCCCCUCCAAAAAUGUGGAGGGGGAUGAUGACGAGGACGUGGACACCGUCGACUUCACGGAUGAGGAUUAUCUCAUUGCCUCUCCGGUGGUACUUGGUUUCUCAUUUUCAGAAAAGCAAUGGCUGGAGCUCGCCGUUUCCUGCGUCAAUGAAAUCCAAUGGAAUGAGAAGGCGUGGGACUCCCUGGUUCUGGAAGAUGGCACCAAAGACCUGAUCAAGGCCCUUGUGAAGUCACGCAAGUAUCACGCGGCUAACACUAUCGAUGAUGUUAUCCAGGGCAAGGGAAAGGGACUCGUCACCGUCCUACACGGACCUCCUGGAACUGGCAAGACACUCACGGCUGAAGGAAUCGGAGAAUUGCUUCAAUGCCCACUUUAUAUGGUAUCGGCUGGCGAGUUAGGGACAGACUCGAGGUUUCUGGAGGCAGAGUUGCAAAAAAUACUGGACAUUUGCCAUGCUUGGGGUGCUAUCCUUCUUCUGGAUGAGGCAGACGUAUUCCUGGAAAAACGCAAUAUGCACGACAUCCAUCGCAAUGCCCUUGUGAGCAUUUUCCUUCGGCAGCUGGAGUAUUUCCAGGGAAUUUUAUUCCUCACGACGAACCGAGUAGAAACCUUCGACGAAGCCUUCCAGUCCCGAAUUCACAUCGCCUUGCGAUAUGACAAUCUCAAGUCUCCUGCAAAGCGGGCUAUCUUUAAGAUGUUCCUCGACCGUGUUCAUAAGCUGGGCAAGCUCAAAGUAGAACCAUUGACCGAGGAUGAUCUGGACUUACUGUCGAAGCAAGCUCUGAAUGGACGCGAAAUCAAGAACGUGGUGGGCUCGGCUCAGGAUCUCGCCGUUAACAAGGGUGAGGCUCUUAGCAUGCGCCACAUCAGACAGGUUCUCGAAGUUCAUGCCAAAUUUGGGCGGGAUUUGAAAGGAGGAACUGGUUAUGAGGAUGCUAUGAGAAGCUACUUCUAGUUUUGGAUUGGGGAUGAUAUCGGUUACUGGACAGCGGUGAAAAGACGACAGAGAUAGCUCGUCUUAUGCCGAGCGUCUGAGAUUAAGAUUACUUGGUAUUCAUGUCUGAUAGUCUGAGCUAUAGCGUUGAUGAAUAAUGUAUGUAUAAGCUUCUGCGAUAAACUCUGUUUGCUCGA
Fusarium verticillioides 7600 is the source of this 5414-nucleotide messenger RNA. RefSeq lists its product as hypothetical. The transcript has 4 exons. Gene Ontology annotation, molecular function: ATP binding; ATP hydrolysis activity. Lineage: Eukaryota; Fungi; Ascomycota; Sordariomycetes; Hypocreales; Nectriaceae. The coding region runs from base 2209 to 5238 and encodes 1009 amino acids. The record is from RefSeq and is a predicted model, not a curated record.